Lachancea nothofagi CBS 11611 is the source of this 1779-nucleotide messenger RNA. The record is from the annotation of a GenBank genome assembly. NCBI's taxonomy places the organism in Eukaryota, Fungi, Ascomycota, Saccharomycetes, Saccharomycetales, Saccharomycetaceae.
AUGGAACGAUCAGAAUCUGGGAACGGAGAAACAGGGCUGAGAAGAUCAGGUUCGACGUCUUCGUCGAACUAUAGCAAUAUAAAUGCGAACUUGCACGCUCGAGUGAAAGCAUUCCAAGAGCAGCGACAACUGAAGCGCACGGGUAGUGUAAACUCAGGCCGAGCAGUGCAAGAUGCAGCAGCGCCUGCUGCGAAUAGCCCUGCCGCUCAAAGCACUGGCGCUCAAAGCACUGGCGGUAAUGCCGGAAGUGGCUCGGAGUCGCAGAAUAUUGACAAGAUUGUCAACAAGCCUUUGCCUCCGCUCCCUCCCAGCAAAGCGAGCAACCCGGUUCUGAGUCCAAUUAGGAAAGCGCCAAGACCACCUGCUAUGUCCUACGGUGCUGCCGGCACAGCCGGAGGCGUGGGUGGCGCUGGAGGAAUCGCUUCCCCAGCAGGCGCGGGGAAACAGAGUCUGAGCGCCAGACGUGGUCUGAAACUGCCCGCAGGCGGGAUGUCGCUCAAGAUGAAGGCUCCGCCGGCUCCUACGGCAGCCCAGGAGUUCGCUGGCGCACCUUCAAACCGGGGAUCUGGCCUCGUUGCUAACAAAAGCAAUCCAGGCUCGCUCAUAAACGGCGUGCCUACUACAUCCACAUCUUCGGGUCAGCAACGCGACACCGAAGGUACCACUCCGCAACAGCAACUCCAACAACAACAGCAGCAAAACCGCAGCGGAUCUAACGGGCUGUUUACUAAUUUCGCGAAAUACGUAGAUAUCAAGUCCGGAUCGCUAAAUUUCGCAGGGAAAUUGUCUUUGAGUUCCCAGGGUGUUGAUUUCAGCAACGGCUCUAGCUUUCGCAUAACGCUGGACGAGCUCGAGUUUCUUGAGGAGAUCGGUCAUGGCAAUUACGGAAACGUCUCCAAAGUCCUGCAUAAACCUACUAACGUCAUCAUGGCCAUGAAAGAGGUUCGACUCGAACUUGACGAGUCCAAGUUCACUCAGAUUCUUAUGGAGCUCGAAGUUCUGCAUAAAUGCCAAAGUCCCUUCAUUGUAGACUUCUAUGGCGCAUUUUUCAUCGAGGGUGCCGUCUACAUGUGUAUGGAAUACAUGGACGGUGGAUCGUUAGACAAAAUAUACGAUAGCGAUAUUCUCGGUGGCAUCGACGAGCCUCAAUUAGCGCGUAUCACCUACGCCAUAAUUCAGGGUCUCGGAGAAUUGAAAGACGUGCAUAACAUCAUCCAUCGGGACGUAAAGCCUACCAAUUUGCUGUGUUCUGCAGCUCAAGGUACUGUGAAACUUUGCGAUUUUGGUGUUUCGGGCAACCUAGUCGCGUCACUGGCUAAGACUAAUAUUGGAUGUCAGUCUUAUAUGGCUCCUGAGCGUAUCAAGUCUUUGAACCCAGAUAAAUCCACUUAUUCCGUACAAUCAGAUGUUUGGUCGCUGGGGCUUAGUAUCUUAGAAAUGGCCAUUGGCGCAUACCCAUACCCCGCGGAAACUUUCGACAACAUUUUCUCACAAUUGAGCGCCAUAGUAGACUCACCGCCACCUAAAUUGCCUAAAGGUCGGUACAGCUCGCUGGCACAAGAUUUCGUCAAUAUGUGUUUGCAAAAAAUACCGGAAAGGAGACCUACAUAUGCCGCACUACUAGAGCACCCAUGGCUGAAAACUUAUUCCGACGUUAAUGUCAACAUGAGUGAAUACAUCACUACACGCUUACAGAAAAAGCAACUUGCUACGGAGGCCACUGGUACGAAUGAAGCAACUAAAAACACUCUACCAGCUCUCCACAAAGGUGGACUAUGA